GAAUAACAUGUGGCGCACCACGGUAAUGUACGUCAAAUGCGUGAAACAAACGACUCCAAUAUGGCGAAUGUGAGGGACAGUGAUACGUCGUUGUGGCUUCAUAACAAGCUUGGAACGUCAAAUGAUAGCUGGACUGGAAGUUCAAUUUGUUCACAACUUAACGCAGAAGUACUACGGAACAUUAAAGACUGUUUUCCAGACCUUCAAACACAAGUUAAACUCAAAUUACUUCUUUCAUUUUUUCACAUACCAAGACGGAAUGUUGAGGAGUGGCGUGUUGAGUUGGAAGAAAUCAUUGAAGUGGCAUCAUUGGAUAGUGAAUUAUGGGUGUCGAUGUUAUCCGAAGCGAUGAAGACUUUUCCUUCAACUGGUUCUUUAAAUACAGAUAUCACAGAUCUAGAUGAACAUAGACCUAUUUUUGGAGAGCUAGUCAAUGAUCUUCGUAAACUUUUGAAAAAACAAAACGACCCAGCUAUGCUUCCAUUAGAAUGUCAUUACCUUAAUAAGACUGCACUUACGUCAGUUGUUGGUCAACAACCUACACCAGUUAAACAUUUUACUUUAAAGAGGAAACCAAAAAGUGCUGCAUUAAGAGCAGAAUUGCUUCAAAAAAGUACUGAUGCAGCCAGCAAUUUAAAAAAGAGUACUGCUCCUACAGUGCCUGUAAGGAGUAGAGGAAUGCCUAGAAAAAUGACAGACACUACACCUUUAAAAGGCAUUCCUAGUAGGGUUCCCACAAGUGGUUUUCGAUCUCCAUCACUUACAAGUUCUUCUAUGUCUACCAGAACACCACUUAGCAACAGAAUGCGUAAAGAUGGUGGUAUCAAGUUAUUAGAUAUUAAUGAGCAACCUCUAGGAUAUGCCCAGGCAAAGAAACGAAAGAGAAUGAUGGAAUUAGAGGAACAACAGAAAAAGGUUGCAGAGGCACAAGCGGCUGCAGCUGCGGCUGCAUCGGCAGCUACGACCACGACAGAAACAUCAACUACACCAGAAUAUGCUCAAGGAUUAGCUUCAAUCAAUCCACCUGCUACUCCAAUUACUCCUGUUGUAUCUGUACAGUCUUAUGCUACACCUACUACACCAAGCGGAGUAUCAGCAGUAACUACCCCACAAACUCCUACAACGUCGAGUACACCUACAACACCGAACACAGUUCUACCUGUUGCAACACCAACUGUUAUUACACCAGUCGAAAGUACUCCUAUCGGAGUGCAAACCGUUAGACCACCUCAAACGGUUACGCAAAUUCGUAUACAAACCACCGCACAACCUGCUAAUGCAGCUGCAAAUACGAGAAAAGGACUAUCUCUUACGCGUGAACAAAUGUUGGAAGCACAAGAGAUGUUUAGGACCGCAAAUAAAGUAACUCGCCCAGAAAAAGCUCUUAUUCUAGGUUUUAUGGCAGGCUCCAGAGAUAAUCCUUGUCCGAAAUUGGGUAACAUAGUCACAGUCAUGCUCUCGGAAAAUAUAGAAGAAGUGACUCAACCAGAUGGAACAACUGUACCAAUGUUAGUCGAAACUCACUUCCAAAUGAAUUACACGAAUGGUGAAUGGAAAAGGAUAAAAAAAAAUCGGCGAAUCGUCACAGAAGAAUCUACGUCUGCUGCAACACCUGCGCCAACUGCAACUGCUACGGCUUCCAAUUGAAAAACAGAGAAAGAAAUUGUUGUCAAGUUAUGGUUACAUAGGUCAAUAUUUCUGUCGCUGUUUGGAUGGUGGUUUUUUAAGAGAUUCUGUUUCGAUAGAUAGAGAGAGAACUUAAGUACGUAUCAGUACUGUACGCGAUAUGUGUACCUUGUAUAAAGUAAAUAGAUUUGUAUACCAUGUUUAUUUAGUAAAGCUUGGAAGUAUGAAUGUUCAAGUUAAAAUUGUAACGCAAGAAACGGAAACAGGUUGGCUACUCAGAGAACUAUGUUUAUUUUAAUCUCACUUUUUCAAAAUUGAGGAGCGCCCAAGUAACGGACUUGCAUUUUUCGAUUGGAAGUAACGUUUAAUGUCAAUUUCAGUAAGUUUCAAAUAUUAGAAAUAAAAAUCUAUUUCUAAUGCGUAUCUGGUUUCACCAACAAUGAAUAAAUUUUCUAAUCAAGUGUCAUUUAAAGUAAAGAGUUAAAUGCUGUUUAACGAUGGAUAGUGUGAUAUUUCGCAUUGUAGGAGAAACCAAACACUUUUAAUUUAAAUGUAACAAUCGUAAGUUGAAUUUAUAUAUAUAUAUAUAAAGAAGUAUAUAAACUUAUA
This is a messenger RNA of Megachile rotundata (alfalfa leafcutting bee), 2235 nucleotides long. RefSeq names its product Negative elongation factor A (gene Nelf-A). Gene Ontology annotation, biological process: negative regulation of transcription elongation by RNA polymerase II. The record is from RefSeq and is a predicted model, not a curated record. Gene Ontology annotation, cellular component: NELF complex. NCBI's taxonomy places the organism in Eukaryota, Metazoa, Arthropoda, Insecta, Hymenoptera, Megachilidae.